Exophiala dermatitidis NIH/UT8656 is the source of this 1531-nucleotide messenger RNA. RefSeq lists its product as uncharacterized. The record is from RefSeq and is a predicted model, not a curated record. The transcript has 2 exons. Bases 282 to 935 code for a protein of 217 amino acids. Gene Ontology annotation, biological process: late endosome to vacuole transport via multivesicular body sorting pathway; vesicle budding from membrane. Gene Ontology annotation, cellular component: multivesicular body. NCBI's taxonomy places the organism in Eukaryota, Fungi, Ascomycota, Eurotiomycetes, Chaetothyriales, Herpotrichiellaceae.
UGGAGUCCGGAUGAUCGCCGGCUGCGGGGGACGAUUUGACCGUGGCAGACGAUCGAUCGAACUUGGAUUACAUGGCCAGGCUGCGAGGAUUCACGCCUUAUUCACUUCCACACUUUCACGCGAAGCUCUAUCUAGACCUUUAAUGAUAUACUAUUCGUCCUGAUGAUGCUCAUACUGGCCUGAGAACCGGUUUCAACCCUUAGCAUCAAAGGUACUAGCUUCCGCCCCGACACCCCUCCACAAGCAACAACCACUCGCAAUCCAUCCUAGAAGACGACAACAUGAAUCGUCUGUUCGGCACCAAGCCAACAGGCCCAAAGCCUACACUCAACGGUGCCAUCCAGAAUGUCGACACACGGAUCGAGUCGAUCGACGUCAAACUGGCCCAACUCAACGCCGAGCUCACGACGUACCAGCAAAAGAUGAGCAAGAUGCGCGACGGACCCGGCAAACAAGCGAUCAAACAGAAAGCGCUAAAAGUGCUCCAACGGCGCAAGAUGUACGAAUCGCAACGCGACCAGCUGCAACAGCAAUCGUGGAACAUGGAACAGGCCGGGAUGAUGCAGGACAAUCUCAAGAACGUGAUGACGACGGUGGACGCGAUGAAGACGACCAACAAGGCACUCAAACAACAGUAUGGCAAGAUCAACAUUGACAAGAUCGAGAAGAUGCAGGAUGAAAUGGCGGAUUUGAUGGAGAUUGGCAACGAGAUCAACGAGAGUAUUAGUCGUGCCUACGACGUGCCGGAAGAUGUGGAUGAGGCGGAACUCGAUGCUGAACUUGAGGCUUUGGGUGAGGAUAUGAUGUUUGAACAGGAGAUGGGGUUGGGAGAGAGCACGCCGGCCUUUUUGCAGGAUGAAGUGGCGCCACCGCAGUUUGUGGAUGAGCCGCCUGAGACGGCGAAAGUUAAGGAGGCGGCUGGUGGUGUUGGUUAAGCAGGUACGGACAAUCCUACGGAGUGUUCGGUUAUGGAAUAGGUUUUUUAUUGUUCUUUUCUUUGGAUGUGAGCGUUCGAUUGCCAGUAAUUCUGGUGGUUAUUUAUAUAUAUACCUCAACGUAUGACUUUCAAAGGGGCCUUUGCUUCCUCCCCCUGUUGGUCGAUAUUCGGAGCGUGCCGACAGUCUGCUUGUGGCAUUUUAGCCUCAAAUCAAGCAUACCAUUCUAUCACUCUGCGUGAGUUUUGCAACCCCGACACGGCUUUCACUUCACGUCGUUUUCUUCAGAUCCUGCAACCACGCCUUGACGGCUUUCGGCCCUUCAUGCGCCGCCUUGAAUAGUCUCCGCUCUGUUUCAUCCAGGCCCCGAAGGAAUUCAGCACCGUCACCCAACGCACCGCGAGGAUUGUGCGCUUGAUCCGCGAUCUCUGCCGCGCGAGUCUUGAAAGUCUGGCCGCGUCUUAUAUCAGUCUCGUUCCGUGAUACGGAUCGCACCAAAGCCCGCUUCCAAGGAAUUGAAUCGUCACCACUCACAUCCAAUAGCGUAUCCAACACAGUUCGAUCGUCAAAUAAUUCCAUAAUGCGCGCUCCGAGAG